Drosophila bipectinata is the source of this 402-nucleotide messenger RNA. RefSeq lists its product as uncharacterized. The record is from RefSeq and is a predicted model, not a curated record. Lineage: Eukaryota; Metazoa; Arthropoda; Insecta; Diptera; Drosophilidae.
AUGGCGCUAAUAAAUGCUUAUCGAAGACGCAUAAAGCGAGUAAAUUCGCAGCCAUUAAACGAGCAUAAAACUCUGGCAGCCCGAAACGAAAUUGCGGGGCCGACAAAUCAAAGUACAAGCCUCAGAGCCCCGGCUGCCCAGGCAGACCACCCAUAACCCCAAGGGUCCCAGCCCCUCAGGAUUCUUUGGCAUGAAAUAAAACCGGGCAACAAUGAAACCCAAAGCGGCUCCCAAGCGACUUCGAUGCGGGCAUUCAUCGGUCGAAACGAGGAACCCAAGCCAUCCCAACCCCAAACCCAAAAACCGAAACCCCAGCCGGCCCUUCCUUUGCUAUCCUCGUCACCUACACCUUCAUAUCCUUCAGAGGCCACCCCCUUUCCCGACCAAACACUCGCUAUAUAA